Pseudoliparis swirei is the source of this 2022-nucleotide messenger RNA. It is a transcript of the gene stx4, whose product is annotated as syntaxin 4. Gene Ontology annotation, molecular function: SNARE binding; SNAP receptor activity. The coding region runs from base 151 to 1044 and encodes 297 amino acids. Gene Ontology annotation, cellular component: endomembrane system; SNARE complex; plasma membrane. The record is from RefSeq and is a predicted model, not a curated record. Gene Ontology annotation, biological process: exocytosis; intracellular protein transport; vesicle fusion. The transcript has 10 exons. Lineage: Eukaryota; Metazoa; Chordata; Actinopteri; Perciformes; Liparidae.
CUCUUGGAGUUUACUUGUUGAAUGACAGCAGAUCAGAAGUUUCUCUUUUAAACACAGUUUAAUUUCUCUUCCUGGGAACCAACUCUCACUCUUCGGAGCAGAGUCGCAGCUUCUCCGACAUCGUGACCGAGUCCUGGGAACAAAAACAAGAUGCGGGACCGAACUAAAGAACUAGGAAACAAUGCAGACGCUUCAGAUGAGGACGAGGAGGGCAAACCUCUCAUGAUCAAACCGGGAACGUCUUUGGUGAAAGAGGACAAGGAGAAUGAUGCUUUCUUUAAAAAGGUGCAAGAGAUCCACGAGGGUCUGCUAACCCUCAAAAGGAUGGUUUCCAACCUGGAGAACAAGCAGAAAGCUGUGCUCGGGGAGCCGCUGCCGGAGGAGAGCAUGAAGAAAGAGCUCCAGACUCUUCGAGAGGAGAUCAAAACGUUGGCGACUCAGAUCCAGAAGAAGCUCAAGAGUAUUGAACCGAAGAAGGGAGACGACGAUGGAAAGUACGUUCCCAUCAACUCUCGGAUGCAGCGGACCCAGCACGGCGUCUUGUCGCAGGAGUUCGUGGAGCUGAUGGGUCACUGCAGCACCAUCCAGUCCCAGUACAGAGACCGCAACGUGGACCGGAUACGGAGGCAACUCAAAAUCACUGAGACGAACGUGACGGACGAUCAGCUGGACGCGAUGCUGGAGAGCGGCGAGACGAACGUGUUCAUCAAGAACAUCCUGACCGACGCCCAGGCCACCAGGCAGGCCCUGAACGAGAUCGAGUCCCGGCACGACGAGAUCCUGAAGCUGGAGCAGAGCAUCCGAGACCUGCACGAAUUGUUCCAGUACCUGGCCAUGGAGGUGGAGGCGCAGGGCGAGAUGGUGAACCAAAUCGAAAACAACAUCAAACAGUCGUCCAACUACGUGGAGAAGGCGAAGGAAGACACGACGACGGCCGUCACGUACAAGCAGAAAGCACGCAAGAAGAAGUUGUGGAUAGCGAUCUGUCUGGCCAUCCUCGUCCUCAUCCUCGUUAUCUCGUUGGUCAGCGCCUUCGGCACCUAAUGCCGCCGACCUGUCAGGAGGAAGGGGGAAAAAUGAAAGAAUCCACUUUUGUAUAAAUAAUUUCAUCCCGCUGGACGUGCGGGUGAAUUUAUUCUCGCUCUGCUUCUCGUGUCUCCCUCUAACUCUGCUGUCGACCCAACGGGCCCUUUUGUUUGUUUUAAAGAAGAAAUGUGCUUUUUACUCACGAACGACUACAAUCUCACCUGCAUUUCAACUUCCUCUCGAGAGGUCGUGCUGCUGGUUUCAGGCCCCUCCCCUCCCCAUCCUCCCUCUCAACCGCCAUGACACUUUGAACUGUUGCGUCAGCGCUCCUUCCCCUCCAUUUAAAAAAGAAAUAAAAAGAGGAACCAAGUGGCCUUGAGCAAAGCACAAUGCAGUAUUGAACCCUGAUCGUACUGAACUCAGGAAACUGUGCGUUGAUUCUUGUUUCUGGAUGAGAGGCGCAGAUAACACUUUUAAUAGAGUAGGUCUUUCUUCUUAAAGGCAGAUAGACUAAUAUAAUUGUACAUAACCUUAUAUUGCUGAUAAGACUUUUUUUUUUGUAAAACUUGAUGUUUCAAACUGCCUUCAUGGAACAAUGUAAAUAUAUAUUUUGUUUGUGUUUGAAAUAAUCCCGCCCCACUUUUAUUUUAUAAGGCCCGCUUUUAUUUGUCCUACGUUUGUAUUUAUGAUUUAAAAUACUUGGUGUGAGCUUCUGCAACCACACAUGACAUCGGUAUUUCCCAACACGGUGUCUUUUCCUUCACAUGAGGUUGGAUGGCGUGGCUUUUUAAUUUGAUUGAAUUCACACAGCGGUUAUAGUAUAUAGCUUUAGUCCGACACAUUUAGUAUUUUCCUUAACGUUGUCACAUUGAAAUUGUGGCGUUGACCAACCUGUGAGAAAAAUAAAGUUUGUUUCAAAGGUCGGGAAGUAAAAAGUUGACCCGAGCAUUUCAGUAUGGAUUUGUUUUUAAAAUAAAAUACCGACUUGGUCCAUUA